AUGCCUUCGGUUUCGAGCCACAGAAAAAGCAAACUUUCAACAAAAUCGGAAAAAUGCAUGCAACAGUCAGUGCCAGACGAAUUCGAGCUUGAAUAUGUUGACGAAGAACACAUUCGCGAAUUCGCGAAGGCCCUCGCCGAGGACCCUAACAAGGAUCCAACAGAACACAUUGCAGCUAUGACAGACUUUAUGCCAAUAAGACAAAAGAUUAAGGAGAAAAAUCGCCCAGGAGAAUUUGAGGGAUAUUCAUACCACGUUGCUAGGUUCCCGAUGAUGCUUCGACAAGCCAACACAUACAAAAAAUGGAUUUCUGCCGCCAAUGAGCUGGAUUCAUAUUUCGGGUAUAACGAAUGGAAGGACGAAAUGCAAUUCAGAUACUAUGAUUAUAACUUGAUCAAGAAAGUCAACCACGACCUAGAACGUUUACGAAGCGAACCGAACAUAAAUGUCCAAAAAUUAAAAAAUGCAUUGCAUAAUUGUGUAAAAAAUAAUUUUGCCGGUGUCGAGAAUACCAGACUGUAUUCUCAGACGUAUUAUGGAACGAAACAGAUUGUCGAAAAAUAUAUUGAUGAAGUAACGGAGUCUCUAGAACUAGUACGUACAACCAAAAUGCUGUCUAGCAAGGAAAAGCGGAAACUUUUUAAAAAUGCGGAUGAUAACUUUGGAAGGACGGCAUUGUGUCUCAGUGGUGGUGCCAGUUUUGGUUAUUUCCAUUUAGGAGUUGUCAAAGCUCUUUUCGAAGCCAACCUACUCCCAACAGUGUUAACGGGAACUAGUGCUGGUGGUUUGAUUGCAGCGUUAGUCUGCGUGAGAACUGAUGAGGAGCUGAAACAAGUUCUGACACCGGAGUUGCACACACGGCUCAGAGCAUGCUCUGACCCGUUUAACGUUUGGUUCCCGAGAUGGUGGAAUACCGGUGCAAGAUUUGAUUCGUGUGAUUGGGCUAGGAAGUCUCAGUGGAUAACGAAGGGGAGCUUGACAUUCAGAGAAGCGUACGAAAGGACGGGCAGGAUUUUAAAUAUAUCAGUGAUACCUUAUGAUCCUCAUUCACCGCCAAAAGUUUUAAACUACAUUACUGCACCUGAUUGCGUAAUUUGGUCCGCAGUAAUCGCAAGUGCAGCCGUACCCGGCUUUUUGAAUCCCGUUGUGCUGAUGCAAAAGUUAAAAGAUGGCACCAUAAUACCUUACAAUUAUGGUCACAAAUGGAAAGAUGGAUCCCUCCGAACGGAUAUUCCCAUUCAACAGCUUAAUAUGCACUUUAAUGUCAAAAACACCAUCGUCUCUCAAGUCAACCCGCACGUGCAUUUGUUCUUUUACGCGCCACGUGGUUCAAUUGGUCGCCCGGUGACACAUCGACAAGGAAAAGGUUGGCGAGGUGGAUUCCUGUUCGCCAGCACAGAACAAUACCUGAAAUUGGAUCUUAGCAAAUGGCUAAAGUGGAUACGUGAUCUCGAACUUUUGCCAAGAAUAGCGGAUCAAGAUUGGAGCUCAAUUUGGUUGCAGAAAUUCGAAGGGAACAUUACCAUUUGGCCCAAGACUACCAUCCUGGACUUUUUCUACAUUGUUUCGGACCCUGAUAACGUGCGCCUGAAUAGGAUGAUUCAGAUCGGUCAACGCGUCACCUGGCCAAAACUCCAUAUGAUUGAAAAUCGCCUUCGAAUAGAACGCGCAAUUCAGAAAGGAAGGGAGACUGUAAGGCGAGAACUUCGUCAACAGCAAAAGAACAAUGGUGACCACAAGGACAUUUAUAGCAAAGAUGAUGGAUUUGAUUUGGGAAAUAAUGGUGUGCAUGGCGAACUUGAGGACAGUGUUAGUAGUGGAACUGGAACGGACAUGGGAAUAGAUAGCGAUAGUGGAAAUGAAGUUGUUAAUGCAACAGAGGAGAAUGAAUUAACAUUAUCUGACCAUACAUACACUAGUUCUUCCUGUUCAUCCGAAGGAGAAAUCAUUUGA
Acaulospora colombiana is the source of this 1953-nucleotide messenger RNA. NCBI's taxonomy places the organism in Eukaryota, Fungi, Glomeromycota, Glomeromycetes, Diversisporales, Acaulosporaceae. The record is from the annotation of a GenBank genome assembly.